This is a messenger RNA of Vespa crabro (European hornet), 3784 nucleotides long. It is a transcript of the gene Swt1, whose product is annotated as transcriptional protein SWT1-like. Gene Ontology annotation, molecular function: protein binding. Bases 1056 to 3692 code for a protein of 878 amino acids. The record is from RefSeq and is a predicted model, not a curated record. Lineage: Eukaryota; Metazoa; Arthropoda; Insecta; Hymenoptera; Vespidae. Gene Ontology annotation, cellular component: nucleus. The transcript has 13 exons.
CAUUUUUCACGCUUUCUCUCUUUUUAAUCCUUUCUAACUAUUUUUUUUAUCUUUUAAUGUAUACGUAUACAUAUAUAUUUUUCUUGUUGUUAUUUUUCUUUUCCUUCUCUUCCUUUUUUUGUUCAUUAUUAAUUUCAAAGCAUGUAACUUUCAUUGAUCUAUUGUUAAGAUUCCAUAUUUCUUUACCCGCCCCCUCUCCUUUUUUUAUUCCCCAUCUCACCCCCUAAUGUUUCUCUCUCUCUCUCUCUCUCUCUCUUUAUCUUUUCACAUUGUUUUUAUCCCCCUCCCACCCCUUUUUAUUUCUUGCAUUGUUCGUAUCUUUUCAUCUUUUAUAUCCUCCCUCUUUCUCUUUUUUCUUUUCUCUUUAUCAUUUUAUAUAGUCCAUCACUUUUUAUCUUUCGCAUUGUUUUUCCAUUUUUUUACGGGUCCCCCUUACCCCGCCCUCUACCGUUUUAUCUUUCGUGCAUCCUCCUUCUCUUCUUAUCCGUCACAUUGUCUUUUCCCUUUUUUCAUAUUAUUUCUUAGAUCGUUUUUCUGCCACCUUUAUUAUUCGUCUUUAGAUAGUUAUUCUGUUUUCUGUAUUCUUCUUUUUCUAUUUAUUUUUUUUCUUUGUCCUUUUAAAAAUUUUUAUCAUAUUCCUUUUCCACUUUCGUUCAGUACCAUGUACGAGUUCAAACCUCCAAAUAAAUUUUUAAAUAUGAAAAUAAAUUUUCUCAAUGAUCAUUUUCACUUUAUACGUGACUUUUGUUAGUCUUUUUUAUCAACGAAAUUUUCGUAUAUGUCAUCGAUGUAUACGAAAAAAGAAAGAGAGAGGAAAUAUACGAAUGUCUGAAAGAAAAAAAGAAAGAGCAAUAGAGAAAGAGAGAGAGAGAGAGAGAGAGAGAGAAAGAGAGAGAGAGGGGGAAUAAUGUGUGCGUGUUUGAAACAGAGAGAAAGAGAGAGAAAGAGAGCUUGCAUUACAUUGCCGUCGGCGAGCUUAGGAGUCAAGUUCUAGUGCAUGGCCGAAACGGACUUCUGUUGAUGGGCCAAAACAAAAAAAAAGGAAAACAAAUGAAAUGAGUCCUAUUGAAUCAAGGACAUCCUCUGAUAUUGAAGAAGGUAAUGACAACAAAGAUAUUGUAAGAAGAAAGAAGUUAGUUGCCAAAAGGCAUUUUAAAGCAACACAAGAAUUUGAUACAAUACAAAUGGCAGAAAUUAAGAAGAAAAUGCAACAAAGGAAGGCAAAGAGUAAUUCGAAAAGUAAUUCAUCUACAAAUUCAUUCACGCAAUUUAAUUCUCCUACGAAAUUGUAUAAAAGUGAUGAGGAUAGAAAAACGGAAAUAAUGACGCCACAGAUGAGAGUUAUUUAUGAAAAGAUACAAAAGAAAAAUAUGAACAAAAAGGUGUCCAAGCAGUCGCAAUCGCUUCAUAAUGUUAAAGGCAUUGAAACAGUUGAAAAUAUUGAACAUAGAAUAAAAGUAGACAAGAAAAAAAAAAGAAAAAGAGAGGGCGUGACAAAAUCCUCAAGUUCGAAUCAAGAUACAUCUGCUUGUUCCAGUAGUCACGAAAGUGAUCUCACAAAAAAUGAUAUUAGGUGUUCUUCGAUCAAAGAUACAACCGAAAUCAAAUCAGAGAGGUCAAGUAUAACAAAAAAUAUAUUACAAAAUAAAAAAAAUUCUCAAUACAAAUCUAAGGAGACAAUAAUAGAAAAUAAAGAAUAUAAUAAUAGUAUAAAUAAGAAAAGUGGUAGAGUUAUAUCAAAGAGAAAUUUGGCCAAAGAUCGUAUGGAUAAAUUAAAGACAACAUUAAAUUUACAAAUGAAAGAUCAAAAGAAUAAUAAGUCAUCGCAAAGCAAUGAUAAAUCAUUGCUAGCUAUUAUAAAAGAUAAUGAAAUACCGGAUAUUUAUAAAACCAGUGAUAUGAGGUAUAAAAAUUUACGUAAUAGGCUAUUACGUAAUAAAAUAAUCCCUGAUGAAAAUCAAUUGUUGGCUUCAGUCAAAACUAAUAUGCAAAAUCAAUCUUUAAAUGCAUUAGGCGAAAAUCCUGUUAAUGAGUCUAAUGAUUCUUCUCUUUAUGAAGAAAUGGAUUGGGAACCAAUGGAAGAUGAAAAGAUAACAUUCGAGGUACAAGCUGCUAGAAUACAGUUAUGCGUUGAAAAUGCUAAAAAUGAAACAUUACCAAUGGAAGGAAAUAUUUUACAAUUUUCAUCAAUACCGGUUCAAGAAGAAAAGAAAACUUUGUACAUUGUUGUAGAUACAAAUGUGUUUUUAUCGAAUUUAGAUGCAAUCAUUAAAGCUAUGGUUACAGAAUUUGCAAAAUAUGAUAAACCAAUUCUUGUAAUCCCAUGGACUGUUAUACGAGAAUUGGAUUAUUUAAAAAAUGACAAAUUUGAAAGAAAGUCAAUACAUUUGCGUGAAAAAGCCAGAAAAGCUAUAAAUUUUCUUCAUGAUCAUUUUUCUGUUAAACAUCCACGUAUAGUCGGUCAGACAUUAGAGGAUGUAAGAAGCAACAAAGAAAAAUUUGCCAUUGAAUGUCCGGACGAUGAGAUACUACAAGCAUGUUUACAAAUUCGUAACGCAGAAAGAACUGUGGCUUUAUUAUCGUACGAUAAAAAUCUUUGCAACAAAGCAAUGAUAUACGACAUAGUAGCGCUUGGAAGAGACGAUCCUCUUGAAAAAAUAGAUUACAUUUUUGCGACUAAUAAUAAGAACUUAUCUUUACACGAUAUGUGUUUUGAAAAGACACAAGGUGAAGGUUCACAAAUUCUUUCAGCUUUCCAAGAAGAAUUACGUUAUUCGAACGAAUUAUUCGAAGAGAUCCAAUCUAUGAUAAAAGAACUUCUUUCAGUCAUAGUAAGUAAAGAAAUGAAAAAUUUAUUUGGUGAGACAUGGGAAAAAUAUACUAUAAUAAAGCCACCUUGGACAAUUUUGUGCGUAUUAAAAUGUGCUAUAAAACAUUGGAUAGCUGCUAUAAGCGAUGCGUUUGACAGGCAAGCAGAACAUCUUCUCAAAGAACUUUUGGAAAUAUUUAGAACAAUGCCAAAAGGUGGACGAAAAUUGAAAGAUAUUGCAAAAGUAUUAGAAAAGUCUGCUGAGCUGAUUCAAAUGAUCAAUGUGGAUAAAUAUUCUGAUCUUAUAAAUAGAGCAUCAAGUUCGAUUAAAAAUAUUAAAAAGAGAUGUCAAAAUUAUGAGAACGAGAUACGUGAGAAAAAAAUACAAGAAGAAAUUGGAACGGAGAAUGAUGUAAUUCAACAAAAAUGUAGAGCAGAUAAGGCCUUCAAUUAUUUCAAUUAUAUCUAUUCGUACGCACGUGACAUUGGAGGAAUGGCUGCAGAUAUCGUAAACAUGCCGUGCAGUUUUUGUUACGAAAUACCAAAUCCAGCACCCACGGUCGAAUAUGUGAAGAAAAUACAACCGGAAGUUGGACAAAACGUAAAUCAUUUGUUACGUAUUUUGACCGAAGCAUUAGAGGGAAUGAAGGAUGUUUCGAUCGAUCAUAAAACGUUGAUUGAUCUUUAUCACAUAUUGACAAAUUUUCUACCAGAUAGAACAAUAACGAACACUACGGAUUUAUGUCCGCUCGAUGUUUAUUGUUGUUUAAAAGAAAAAGAGGACGUAUUGAAAAUGGGUGUAAGACAGCUUCAAGAACUCUGCACACAUUAUUGCAGAUUGGUGGUUGCAACCAAUUGUCCUUCGAAUAUGUCACAUGUUUAGUUUCGAUAACGUGAAAAGUAUAAGCGUGUCUUGAUUUUUCGCUUUUGUUGGGAUAAGAGAAGUGUACCACUUGUCCAUGUAUAAGUAUGCAA